UAGUGACCCUUUUCGGAGUGGACAUACCGUGACCUUUCGCGACUGACGGGCCUGGUUCCUGAUUGCAACAUCAUACGCGCCGCGGGGAUACGCAUGCAGGUUGCUAGGGCCUAGCCUAGCUCCUUCUUCUGAGAGUAGCAGUAUAAGAAGCCCGAGACGGCCGUUUCGAGGGUUGUCUUAGCCCGUCUUCCUACCGCACUCGCUCAUCGCUUUCUCAAGGCUGUACCCGAGCGGAAUCUAGCCAUGAAGGUCACCUACGCCGGUGUGGCGGCCCUUGCCGCUGGUGCCGUUGCCGCACCUUCGAAUACCGUACCCCGGAAGGCAGCUGCCGCCUGCUCUUCUCCCGUUACGCUCGACGCCAACACCAACGUGUUCAAGACCCGCAAGCUGCAUGCCAACACGUUCUACCGCAGCGAGGUCGAGGCGGCUGUGCAGCAGAUCUCGGAUUCAUCCCUGAAGACGCAAGCUUCUAAGGUUGCCGACGUCGGUAGCUUCUUGUGGCUCGACAAUAUCGCCAACAUCGCCAAGUUCGACCCCGCAGUUGCUGACCUCCCCUGCGAUGAGAUUCUCGGUCUCGUCAUCUACGACUUGCCCGGUCGCGACUGCGCCGCCAAGGCUUCCAACGGCGAACUCAAGUACAAUGAGCUCAGCCGAUACAAGACCGAGUACAUUGACCCCAUCGUUGCCAAGCUCAAGGCCAACCCCAACUCGGCUUUCGCCCUCUUGAUCGAGCCCGACUCGCUCCCUAACCUGGUCACCAACGCCGACCUCCAGACCUGCAAGGACAGCAAGAACGCGUACGAGGAGGGUGUGGCGUACGCCCUCAAGAGCCUCAACCUCCCCAACGUCGUCAUGUACAUCGAUGCCGGCCACGGCGGCUGGCUCGGUUGGGAUGCCAACCUCAAGCCCGGCGCCGAGGGGAUCGCCAAGGUUUACAAGAACGCCGGCAGCCCCAAGCAGGUUCGUGGUUACGCGACCAACAUCGCCGGCUGGAACUCCUGGGAUCAGUCGCCCGGCGAGUUCGCGGGCGCCUCGGACGCCAAGUACAACUCGUGCCAGAACGAGAAGACGUACGUAACCAAGUUCUCGGAGGCGCUCAGGACCGCGGGCUUCCCGAACCACGCCAUCGUCGACACCGGCCGAAACGCCGUCACCGGCCUCCGCAGCGAGUGGGGUAACUGGUGCAACGUCAACGGCGCCGGCUUCGGUGUGCGCCCGACGGCCGACACGGGCCUGGAGCUCGCCGACGCGUUCGUCUGGGGCAAGCCCGGCGGCGAGUCGGACGGCACCAGCGACUCGAGCGCGGUCCGGUACGACUCGUUCUGCGGCAAGGCCGACGCCUACAAGCCCUCACCCGAGGCCGGCGAGUGGAACCAGCCCUACUUCGAGAUGCUCCUCAAGAACGCCAACCCCAAGUUCUAGACGGCUGGCGGCGGCGGCGGGGAACCGCAGCGCCCGCAUCCGGACUGGCGACCACACGACUGGGCGACGGCGCAGACCGAAGCCCGUCUCGCGCAGUCUCGCGCUCGCCUUCUCCAAACACACCAGUUCCGGCGAUUCGGGUGGCAGGGAGAUUGUGCCGAAAACUCGAUUGUAUAUAAGGGACUACGUGCAGUACAUAAAUGACAUUGCUUGCGAGUAGUCGGGUCGUAUUCUAUUGUGGUGGUGCGUCUGGUGGUGUCCUCGAUUAUUCCUGUGCUUGACGAUCUGUGUGUUGUAGAGGGAUGAUGGCUUGUGCCAAGCGGGAUUCGUCAAGUGGGUUGCAAGAGCUACUCAGACGAGGACAUAGAGACGCUUAGAUAAGCACCGUCAUAGCGCCACACAAUUCAGACUGUUACUAUAUAUA
Durotheca rogersii is the source of this 1846-nucleotide messenger RNA. Its product is annotated as 1, 4-beta cellobiohydrolase. NCBI's taxonomy places the organism in Eukaryota, Fungi, Ascomycota, Sordariomycetes, Xylariales, Xylariaceae. Gene Ontology annotation, biological process: cellulose catabolic process. The record is from RefSeq and is a predicted model, not a curated record. The transcript has 4 exons. The coding region runs from base 244 to 1422 and encodes 392 amino acids. Gene Ontology annotation, molecular function: hydrolase activity, hydrolyzing O-glycosyl compounds.